ACAUAAUUGAAAAAAACUUUGGUUUUGUGGAAAAACCUAACCACAUGUAUUGGUUUAAAUAUUUGCCUAUUUGAGAACAAAUUGCUCUCCACUCCAAAAACAGAGAACAAGAGAGAUAAAAACAUAAACAAGAAAAUGAGUUUCUUAUUACUAAGUUUCCUCUUCCUUCUCUCUUUGUUCUUCUUUCAAAAGUUUUCACCUUCAAAAAGGAAUCUUCCUCCGGGACCUAUAGGGCUUCCCAUCGUAGGAAACUUGCACCAGCUUGGAAAAUUGCUUUACAAAUCUCUUCACAAUCUCUCCUUAAAACAUGGACCCGUGAUGCUUCUCCGUUUCGGUGUCGUCCCUGUGGUCGUGUUAUCCUCCAAGGAAGCAGCUAAAGAAGUCCUCAAGACUCAUGAUCUAGAGACUUGUAGCCGACCUAAGUUGGCCGGUUUGAAGUUGUUUAGUUACAACUUCAAAGACAUUGGGUUCACUCAGUAUGGUGAGGAAUGGCGAGAGAUUAAAAAGCUUGUUGGACUCGAGCUAUUUAGUCCCAAAAAUCAAAAGGUUUUGAAGUAUCUCAAAGAGGAAGAGAGUGACUUGCUGGUCAAGAAAUUAUCAAACUCUGCUCAAACAGAAACCCUGGUUGAUUUGAAGAAAGCUCUAUUCUCCUUCACGGCCGGGAUCAUAUUUAGACUCGCCUUUGGACAUAACUUCCAUGAGUGCGAGUUCAUAGAUAUGGAGGAAGUAGAAGAGAUGGUGAUGGAAUUAGAGAGCAACGUAGGCGCUUUGGCAUUCACUGACUUCUUCCCCACGGGUCUUGGAUGGCUUCUAGACCGGAUUUCUGGUCAGCAUUCAAGGAUGAACAAAGGCUUUUCCAAACUUACUAGUCUCUUCCAACAUGUGAUCGAUGAUCAUUUAAAGGUUUCACAACCUGAGGAAGACUCAGACCUCGUCAGUGCCAUGUUGAAUAUGGUUAAUAAACCCACCAAAACUGGUUCCUUAAAGAUCACUUCCGAUCAUCUCAGAGGAGUCAUGUCAGAUGUAUUUUUGGCGGGUGUGAAUGCGGGAGUAAUCACUAUGAUAUGGACAAUGACAGAGCUAAUCAGACAUCCGAGAGUGAUGAAGAAACUCCAAGAAGAGAUACGAACAACACUAGGAUCCAGCAAAGAAAGAAUCAGAGAAGAAGAUCUAGAGAAAGUUGAGUACAUGAAGCUGGUGAUCAAAGAAUCAUUCAGAUUACAUCCACCUGCUCCUCUCUUGCUCCCAAGACAAACAAUGUCGGCCAUCAAAAUCCAAGGCUACAACAUUCCUAAGAACACCAUGAUCCAAGUCAGCACAUACGCGAUAGGACGUGAUCCACAAUGUUGGAAUAGCCCUGAAGAGUUCAUUCCCGAGAGGUUUUUAAAUACAUCUAUCAACUACAAAGGUCAGCAUUUUGAGUUCUUGCCCUUUGGAGCUGGUCGUAGGAGCUGUCCCGGGAUGGCCUUGGGAAUGACCAUCGUCGAGCUUGGCCUUCUUAACCUUCUUUACUUCUUUGAUUGGAGUUUGCCCGAUGGAAUGAAAAUUGUAGACAUUGACAUGGACGAGGUCGGAUCUUUAAACAUCGCCAAGAAAGUGCCUCUCGAGCUCAUACCAAUUCUUUAUCGCUUCUAAACACACAAAUACAAUAAUAUAAUACGUAUACAUAAGAUUCGGAUUUUAAUAUAUAUUUUUUUCAUUUCGUUUUUGUUCGACGUUUAUCCUGGAUGACUUGUAUUUGAAGUAAUUAUAUAUUUAUGUUCAUAAUUAAUAUGCUUA
This is a messenger RNA of Brassica oleracea var. oleracea, 1779 nucleotides long. RefSeq names its product cytochrome P450 71B8-like. The record is from RefSeq and is a predicted model, not a curated record. Gene Ontology annotation, molecular function: monooxygenase activity; heme binding; iron ion binding. NCBI's taxonomy places the organism in Eukaryota, Viridiplantae, Streptophyta, Magnoliopsida, Brassicales, Brassicaceae. Bases 136 to 1635 code for a protein of 499 amino acids. The transcript is spliced from 2 exons.